AGAGGGGCAACUGCCUUCUGCACCCUCCAAGGGCUGAGGACAAGUGGUGUAGCUGGAGUCAUUCUGCUCUAUCUGGGGACUACAGCAGAACCAGUCGCUACCAAACAUCCCCACAGGUUGCUUUAAAUAGCAGGGGAAAAUGAACAGAGGAACCAGCAAAGCUCAUCUCACUUCUCAGAAUUUAUUCUCUGACCUUUUUUACUGUCUGUGCCCCUCUGAAAAUCUCCUUCAGCUUUUAUUUGCACAGUUCCACCUUUUGCAAUAGAGGAAAGCCCCUGAAGCUUUUUCCAUCCUUUUAAAAGAAUCCACCCCUGCAGCCAGACACCAAGCUUCAUUUCUGUGCCAAAGACAUGAAGCAUCGUCUGGGCUUCUUGCUGCAGAAGUCGGACUCCUGUGACUACAGCUCUUCCCAGGGCAAGAAGGAGAAAUCAAGCCAGAGGAUUAGCCAAGAGGAAGUCAGAAAGUGGGCAGACUCUUUGGAAAACCUGAUCCAUCAUGACAGAGGACUGGCUGCUUUCCGUGCUUUUCUCAAAUCUGAAUACAGUGAGGAAAACAUCGAGUUCUGGGUCAGCUGUGAGGACUACAAGAAAACCAAGUCGCCAGCCAAGCUCAGCCCCAAGGCCAGAAAGAUCUAUGAUGAGUUCAUCUCAGUGCAGGCAACAAAAGAGGUGAACCUGGAUUCGUGCACACGGGAGAAGACGAGCCACAAUAUGCUGGAGCCUACACUGUCCUGCUUUGAUGAGGCUCAGAGAAAAAUAUUUACCCUCAUGGAAAAGGAUUCUUACCGCCGUUUCCUCAAGUCCCCCUACUACCUGGACUUGGUCAGCCCACCCGGUGCUGGCUGUGGGCCCGAAAACUGCAAAAGAAGCCACACUCACACUUUAGACUGCAACUCUAACAUCAUCUCUCAGUGUGCCUGAACCUGCAGCGAGGCAGGAGCGGGCUGGGCUCUCGCAAGAAUAUACGGCAGCAAAAGCAUUCAUUGGCAUGAAGCAACAGAGCUGUCUCCAAUAGCUGUCUAAUGUCCCAGUUGUAUCCCAUGUCAUGCAACAGCCAGCAUUUGUAACCCAAGCCAGGCUCAGUUUGUGUAGCAAACCCUCCUCUGAUUCCAUCAGCGUAGGAGCCCUGGAGUCUGUGUCUGACAUGAAAGCUGGGUGCGAUCAUUGCGUGCCCG
Charadrius vociferus (killdeer) is the source of this 1174-nucleotide messenger RNA. It is a transcript of the gene RGS4, whose product is annotated as regulator of G-protein signaling 4. The record is from RefSeq and is a predicted model, not a curated record. The coding region runs from base 351 to 920 and encodes 189 amino acids. The transcript is spliced from 6 exons. Lineage: Eukaryota; Metazoa; Chordata; Aves; Charadriiformes; Charadriidae.